GGGGGAGGGGGCGAGGGAUGGGGGAUGAAGAGAGGAAUGGGGACGUACGGACGAGAUGAGGUGAGACGAGACGAGACGCAAUUUUGAUCGAGAGAGCGACGACCGACCGACAGACUGACACCACCACCAUCAUCAUCAUCAACUUUAUCGAUAUCGAUAUCUUUAUUCAUCUAUCAUUACCGCCAAAUCUACACGCUCCUUUCAGCUCUCAGCUUUCUCAGCUUUUUACCCAAAACACGCUCGCUCUUUGAUACUUUGAUACUCUUCCCUUUCCUUGGGCAUUCAACGCGCGAUAUACCCGCCACCCACCACCGUCGUGACACAGGACGCGAGAGUGCUGUGAAGCGUCGAGCGCUGCACGUUCCUUUUUUUUUUUUUGGUUUUUGAUUCUUGGUCUUGUGGUGUCUGCGCGUUUGCGUUUCGUCGUCGUCGUCCGUUCGGCCUCUGGUCUGGUCUCCCGUCUGCUCACCCGCUCCCUUCGCCCUACUCGCCUCACUCCCAACCAGCCCGCACCGACUUGUACACUCAAAUACCCCACAAAGCCAUCCUCAUCUCCCACCGACUCGUCCCAUGUCCCAUGUCUCGCGUCUUCCUUCCUUCUCACUUUCCUUGCGUGUACUGACCUCUCUUUGUCUCCAUCUGAUGUUUAUUUACUAUACGCCAUCCUCACUCGUCAUCACCCCACAUCAUAUCGUUUUUCUACACCCACCACCACCACCACCAAAAGUUCCGUUUGCCCAUUUUCCAUUCUCUGCGUUGCCCGUUUCUGCGUUACCCGUUUCUCGAUCUCAUCACGUUCAAAGACCGCGGUCCACUUUUUCCUCCUCACAAAAUCGACAUCUUUAUUCUGUAAGUUAUGUAUUCACUCUCGAGCCGCCCUCUCGCCUCGACGCGGAAUUCGCUCUCCCUGGAUAAUAGUAGGAAAUUAUAGGAAUGGCGUCGCCUUUUUCUUUCUUCUUUUCUUUCUUUCUUUCUUUCUUCUUUUCUUUUCUUUCUUUCUUUUCUUUCCUUACCUCUCACUUCUUUUCGGUUCUUGCUCUCAUCCUCACUCUGGCUCUUUUUUCUUUUUGGGAUUGGCGGGGGGGAGAUGGUUGUAGAAUGGAUUGUAAUAUAUAGAGAUAUUUGUGCAAUUAAAG
Molecule: messenger RNA, 1136 nt
Organism: Serpula lacrymans var. lacrymans S7.9
Lineage: Eukaryota; Fungi; Basidiomycota; Agaricomycetes; Boletales; Serpulaceae
Exons: 2
Coding region: 571-915 (114 amino acids)
Source: RefSeq, a predicted model, not a curated record